This is a messenger RNA of Brassica oleracea var. oleracea, 1839 nucleotides long. Its product is annotated as cysteine synthase 2. The transcript is spliced from 6 exons. Gene Ontology annotation, molecular function: cysteine synthase activity. Gene Ontology annotation, cellular component: cytoplasm. Lineage: Eukaryota; Viridiplantae; Streptophyta; Magnoliopsida; Brassicales; Brassicaceae. The record is from RefSeq and is a predicted model, not a curated record. Bases 50 to 1360 code for a protein of 436 amino acids.
AAUAACAUAUACAAACACGGCGAGAAAGCUUUGAAAAAAAUCUGCUUCAAUGGCGCCUCUUAAGAUAACGGGCGCUGUUGUCGCAGCGGCGACGAUGGUGAUGCUUUCUUACUGCUACUUGGGCUUCUUCCGAUUCUCGGAUAAGUUAGAAUCUUGCUCCUCCUCUAAGACGAAGACGAAGACGAAGACGAAGAAAGAGAAGCUGAGUACGAGAAACGGACUCGUAGAUGCCAUUGGCAAUACUCCUCUCAUUCGUAUCAAUAGCCUCUCCGAGGCUACUGGGUGUGAGAUUCUUGGCAAGUGCGAGUUUUUGAAUCCAGGAGGUAGCGUUAAAGACAGAGUUGCCGUCAAAAUCAUUGAAGAGGCUUUGGAAUCUGGUAAGCUAUUUCCGGGCGGAAUCGUAACUGAAGGUAGUGCUGGGAGUACUGCCAUUAGCCUUGCCACAGUUGCUCCGGCUUAUGGGUGUCAGUGUCAUGUUGUUAUACCUGAUGAUGCUGCUAUUGAAAAGUCUCAAAUAAUUGAGGCCCUUGGAGCUACCGUUGAGAGGGUGAGGCCAGUGUCUAUUACUCACAAAGAUCACUUUGUCAACAUUGCUAGGCGACGGGCUGACGAAGCAAAAGAGUUAGCAUCAUCAAAGAGAAGACUAGCCAGCGGAAUCAAUGUCGCACACCAGGGAAAAACUAAUGGUUGCACAGCUGAGGAAGAGAAAGAGCCUUCCUUAUUCUCGGAGUCAGUUACAGGUGGCUUCUUUGCAGAUCAAUUUGAAAACUUGGCAAAUUAUAGGGCUCAUUAUGAAGGUACUGGCCCUGAGAUAUGGCAACAGACUCAUGGUAACAUCGAUGCCUUUGUGGCUGCCGCGGGAACAGGCGGUACUUUAGCUGGCGUUUCAAGGUUCCUUCAGGAAAAGAAUGAAAAGGUUAAAUGCUUCCUGAUAGAUCCUCCUGGGUCUGGUCUGUACAACAAAGUAACAAGGGGAGUGAUGUACACAAGAGAGGAAGCUGAGGGACGUCGACUGAAAAACCCAUUUGAUACAAUAACAGAAGGGAUUGGGAUCAAUAGGCUCACUCAGAAUUUCCUCAUGGCAAAAAUUGACGGCGGUUUCCGUGGUACUGAUAAAGAAGCCGUUGAGAUGUCGAGGUUUCUUCUGAAGAAAGAUGGGCUCUUUGUUGGAAGCUCCUCGGCUAUGAACUGUGUUGGGGCAGUGAGGGUGGCUCAAGCCCUUGGUCCUGGUCACACAAUUGUCACCAUUCUUUGCGAUAGCGGGAUGAGACAUCUAAGCAAGUUUCAUGACCCUCAGUACUUGGCUCUGUACGGGUUGACACCAACCGCAGUCGGAUUAGAGUUCCUCGGCAUCAAGUGAAAUGACAUCUUUUAACAUUAAGAUAGGUUUCAGAUUCAUCAAGCCAGCAUUGUUGAAACCUUGCUGUGAUUUCGUUGGCACCAGGGUAACAUAUUCUUUGUAGCUCUACGAAGGACUCUACAUUUAUAGACAAAGCUAUGUCUGGAUUCAACGGAAGAAAGUCAAAGCAACAAUGCAUGUGUCUGACCUCUGAGACUCCCAUAACUACUACAUCUUACACACGUCUUCUAUAUUGUCCACAAGUCAUAUAUGACGUAAUGGGCUCCCUUACCAGAUACAGGACAACAUGUUAUCAUAAACCUGUCUUUGUACUCAUUGGAAUCUUGUCUUUGUUCAAAUGCAUUCGAUUUGAAAGGUCAUGAUAUAGAGAGUCCUGUUGUGUAAGGUCUGAUGACUCCAUGCGAUCUAUUUGUCGCGAUCAGUAUUGACAAUACUAUGUGAUCUAUCCACAAAUUAUUGCAUUCAUGUGUUUGUUUUUA